This is a messenger RNA of Rotaria sordida, 1122 nucleotides long. The record is from the annotation of a GenBank genome assembly. NCBI's taxonomy places the organism in Eukaryota, Metazoa, Rotifera, Eurotatoria, Philodinida, Philodinidae.
AUGGCAAAUAAUAUGGAUGAAAGUGAAACAAAAAAUCCAAAUGAAACAGUAAAUGGAAAAGGAACAAAUAGUCUUUUAUCUACAUUUAAUCGUAAACGUCGUCAUACAUUUGAUGUUGAUUUAAAAGUUGAACGUGUACUUUCUCUUCCAUAUGCAAGUGGAAAAUUUUUUUUCAAAAUUCGUCUUCUUAAUGGUGGAAAUCAUAUUUAUACAUGUCAUGAACGAUUUGAAGUUCAUGAAAAUAAAGUUGAAUUUAAUAUCGGUGAUCAUUUUCAAGUCAAAAUGACAUCACGUAUUGAUAAUUUUACACUUGAUCACUGUUAUUGUCGAAUUUCAAUUCGAAAAGAAGGACGUGCUGGUCAUUCAUAUGAAAAAAUAGGUUAUUAUGAUUUGGAUUUAGCAUCCGUUGCUGGAACUGGUGAUGAAUCAAAAGCAUGUUUACUUAAUGGUUAUAAACAAACGAAUAGUAGUCCAUCGAAUGCUUAUCUUGAAAUAAGAAUGAAAGUAACUGUUCUUGAAGGUGAUCAUAUUUUUCGAAGACCAGAUAAUGAUCAUCCAUAUAUAAAAAUUGAACAAACUCCAUCGAAUAAAAAAAUCCAUGAACCAUUUCCAGAUGAAUGUUCAUCAACAAUGACCGGAUCUGCUGGUGAACUUUAUCCUCCAUUGACCACAAAUUCCAAUCGAGGUCAUUCUCGUCAAGCAAGUAAAAGUAGUAUGUGUUCAAAUUAUUCAACAACUAGUAUCAAUAGUACAAAUAAUUCAAAUCCUCCGGAUAAAAAUCAUUUAAGACAUAUUUUAUACGGGUCUCAUCAUUUUCACAAUGUUCAUUCUGAUCCGAAUAUGCUUUCUAAUUGCAGACAAGGCAGUGACGAAGAGAGUCAUUAUCAAUCACAACGACGUUUAAUUAAUAAAAGAAGAACUCCAUGUAUUGAUCAAUUUGGAGAUAUUCAACGACGAUUACAUUCAACUAGAGUUGAUGCAAACGAAAUAGUCAAUAGUGUACUUAAUAAUACUGCAAAAACAGUAGAAAAUCCAAAUGGUUAUUUAUGUUUAAUGUAUAAUGAAGAUGGAACAGCACAUGUUGGUUCAUCGUCAUCAGCAUCUCUUUUUGUAUCUACUUAA